GAAACUUUGAUUCCCGAAAUAACAAGAAAAAAAAUAUGAAAACACCUGCAUUAGAUCACGUCGAUUCCGAUCACGCAUUUCCAGUUUCACCGUCUGUCUACCAUGAGCUGGGCUCGCGCUCCGCCAUGACAGGUCGGUUGAAAUUGAAAAUGAAGCGAACCAAGGAAAGGGUCGGACCAGUACAGAAGAACACGAUAAACCCCGACCCGAGAGCGCCGGAGAUCACGAAUCACUGUUUUGUGUGCGGGAAGGAGUUCAAAUCAGCGAAAGCCCUAUAUGGUCACAUGCGAAAGCAUCCUGAGCGGUCAUGGCGGGGGUGUAACCCGCCUUCGAAUACCCAACCUUUUUCUAAGCAGAGUGGUUCUCAAACUGCCCCGAGGAUCGACCCUGAUGACAAUAUCGAGGUUGAUAUCGCCUUCUGUUUGAUCCUCUUGUCUGAAGGAAAAUCCAAUGAUAAGAGUACUACUAGUACGGCUUCUGAUCACACCGGUAGUACUAGUUACAAUAUCGCCGUCGAAAACAGCGGCGGUGACGGCAAUCUUUUCAAGUGUAGCAGUUGCGAUAAAAAAUUUAGGACGCAUCAAGCCCUAGGGGGUCACCGGGCAAGCCACAAGAACGUGAAGGGCUGUUUUGCAAUUACGAAAAGUAGUCCUACUACCAUUACGACCACCACAACCACUACUACUGCUACAACUACAGAGAGUACGUCUGUGUUUGGGGAAAAACGACAAAUGCAGAAUGAGUCCCCUUGUGGUUGUCAAGCUCAUUUGAGGAGCAGCCCCCAAACUGGGGUUGAAGUAGAUGGCUUCCGUGGUCUUGGGCUAGACUUGAAUUUGCCAGCACCAAUGGAGUCAGAUGAUGAUGACUACGAUGAUUCGUCUCCUAAUUCAGCCUCUUCCUACUUCAGGAGGUUUAUCUAGUGUGGAUUUAAGGUUGGGUCUUUAGGCUAAUUGCCACAAUGUUAUUUGAUUAUUUCUCUUAGUUCCUCUAUGUUUGGUACUGUUUCUCAUAGCUAAUUCGGUCUCUUCCUACUUCAGGAGGUUUUUCUUGUGUAAGGAUUUAAGGCUGGGUCUUUAGCCUAAUAUUGCCACGAUGUUAUUUGAUUCUUACUUUUAGUUCCUCUAUGUUUGGUACUCUAGGGUUCGGUAAUAAUAUUCUAUAGUUUCGUACUCUGUUGAUUUGUUUCUAUUAAUUGCUGUACUGUUUGAUCGGCAAGUUGAAUAAUCUAAACCGUGUCUUUUGUUACUACGGUUUUUUUUCUUU
This is a messenger RNA of Humulus lupulus (European hop), 1263 nucleotides long. RefSeq names its product zinc finger protein ZAT2-like. The record is from RefSeq and is a predicted model, not a curated record. Lineage: Eukaryota; Viridiplantae; Streptophyta; Magnoliopsida; Rosales; Cannabaceae. The coding region runs from base 36 to 920 and encodes 294 amino acids. The transcript has a single exon.